AUGGGUUGGCUGAUGUCCGAAGUCAACCGCGCUGUUACGAAGCGUGUAGAGAAUGCAGAGAAGUGCUUCAGUGGAGAGCCUGAUUUCAUGCGAUACUCCUUUCAUCACCGAUUCAAUCCGGAGACCAGAAAGCACUUGCCAUACUUUGUUGCCACCAUCAAGGAAGGUCUCCGCAUGCAUCCACCAGCUACCACUCUGUUCGCCAGGGUUGUGCCAAAAGAGGGGAAAUGA
This is a messenger RNA of Parastagonospora nodorum SN15, 231 nucleotides long. RefSeq lists its product as hypothetical. The coding region runs from base 1 to 231 and encodes 76 amino acids. Lineage: Eukaryota; Fungi; Ascomycota; Dothideomycetes; Pleosporales; Phaeosphaeriaceae. The transcript is spliced from 2 exons. Gene Ontology annotation, molecular function: monooxygenase activity; oxidoreductase activity, acting on paired donors, with incorporation or reduction of molecular oxygen; heme binding. The record is from RefSeq and is a predicted model, not a curated record.